Venustampulla echinocandica is the source of this 5319-nucleotide messenger RNA. Its product is annotated as ATPase of HSP90 chaperone topoisomerase II kinase. Lineage: Eukaryota; Fungi; Ascomycota; Leotiomycetes; Helotiales; Pleuroascaceae. The record is from RefSeq and is a predicted model, not a curated record. Bases 1 to 5319 code for a protein of 1772 amino acids. The transcript is spliced from 3 exons.
AUGGACUUCACCAAGCUCCGAGCGGCAGCCUUGAAAGAUGGAGAUGACGAGGAAGCCGUCACCGUAAAUACACGAGCCUUAAUAGACAAAGUACUUGCGAGAUAUUCAGGAGAGUGGACGACUUUGCGGGAGCUGCUCCAAAACGCUGCUGAUGCCCAGGCAUCGACGGUGGCGAUCAAAUUCGAAUCUCUGCCCUCACAACAAAUCCCCCUUUCGAACACAAUCGACCAAUCCGAGAUAUUAAAGCAUGUGCUUCUACAUCAUACUCUGCGGCGCUUGGUUGUGACCAACGAUGGACUGGCGUUUGGAGUCAAAGACUGGUCCAGGCUGAAACGCAUAGCAGAGGGCAACCCAGACGAAACUAAGAUCGGGGCGUUUGGUGUAGGCUUCUACAGUGUCUUUGCAGACUGCGAAGAACCGUUUGUAAGCUCCGGGAAUGAAGCCAUGGCGUUCUACUGGAAAGGCAACUCGCUCUUCACCAGAAAGCUCCAGUUGCCGCCUGAACAAGGGAACCCGAAUACCAGCUUCGUCCUCGACUACCGAAAUGCCACUACGCCAAUGCCAAACCUUCUAUCUAUAUGCCAGUUUCUUGCGAUCAGCUUGACAUUUGUGGCGUUGCAAAAUAUUGAGUUGUGGGUGGAUGACUGGAAGAUUAUAUCGCUGAAGAAGAAAGUCGCGCCUAGUUUCUCGAUUCCUAUUGCCCGAGAUGUGGAGACGAGGACAAAGGAAGGGUUGAUGAACGUCCAGGGCCUUGAGAGAGAGAGCGUCCAGAUGGAUGCCACUUUCAUGAACGUAGUUGGUUGGAAACCUUCGGUGACUGCCUCGGUAUCAAAGCCCGGUACUUAUGAUGCCAACUACGGAAACAGCUCUUCUGAUGUGCCAUCCUUGCGUUCAUUCUUCUCCAGACUCACAGCAUCCUCGAGCCAUUCACAACUGAAAACAAAGGCAAUGCGUGAAGAAAAGGCUCUUCAGGAUAUUGUUUUGGAGGACCUGACUGCGCAGACAACCGCUAAUGUCUUCUUACGAGUAACAACUGCUCACAUUAAGACUUCAGUUAGUUCAUCAUUUGCAGCCGAGUUAGAACGCGCGACGAAGAAGCCACCACCUAAGACGACUAAAAUUGCUAUCCUGACCUCUUCAUAUGACGAGGUAGCCGCUUCAACAAAGGACAAUCCGAUUGCGAGAGGCGUGGAUGUAUUCUCAUCUGUUCUUCCAAGCAAGAAGCCCGGAGGACGGAUAUUUAUCGGAUUCCCGACCCAUCAAACCACCGGAGCGGGGAUACAUCUCUCAGCUCCCUCAGUUAUUCCCACCGUCGAGCGAGAAUCGAUAGACCUAAAUGCACGAUGGGUGGUAACGUGGAACCGCGAGAUGCUCCGAGUAGCAGGUAUCACAGCUAGGCUAGCUUUCUCGAGCGAGAUGGCCGACUUGUCUGCGAAGGUAAAACGCGCAGCAGUGGCUGCUGGCCGUACCAAGGUUACGAAGGACGAGAUCGAGCGAUUUAUGCCUGAAGCUUUGCAUACGCUAAAUACAUUUACAUUCAAAGAUUCAACACCAAGCUCUCAAGUAUCCCAGCUCAUCGAAGAGGGGUUCUGGAUGGCAUAUAAAAAGGCUUCAAUCGAAAUUUAUAGCACUCGAGGUGUCUUGCCUACGACGACAGUUAGGUUGGCCACAGAAGAUCUUAGUGGCUUUGUUGAAGGAAUUCCUGUUGUUCCUAAGGCUCUAGUUGGAGGCGAUUUUGUCAGCAAGCUUCGGGACUUUGGGCUUAUCACAGAAAUUACCAUCGGCGAUGUUAAACAGGAGCUCGGAGCAAAAGCACUUACAAAGGACCAGCUCGUGCAGUUUAUUGGCUGGGCUGGUCGAAAAGCGGCUAGUGGGGAUAUUGACAGAGCUACCGUCCAAUCGCUCCUCGAUGUGGCGGUUGCAAUGACUGGAGACGUGGACGGACAAGGCGAUGUCAUUGCUUUGGGAAGCAUUACUAACUAUUUAAAUGUCACCAAAAUCUCGGCAGAGGCGCCCAUCCCACCGACGACAAUUCCGUUCAAGUUCACAAAAGCGUCCUCCAUCCGUGAGCUCCAAUGUCUAGGUUGGGAUCCUCUUGAAAUUGUUCCAUGGCUCCGCUAUUUGAUCGAAAGCAAUGCCAACAGGCCAGCUGAGAAAAGUCUUACUGCAUCUACCCAGUUUGCUGCUCAAGUUCUUCAGGUAUUGUCAAAGGGGUGGGAAGAACUCGUGCCACAAUCUAAAGACACAGUCAUCUCACUCCUCGCGCCUAUCCCAAUUAUACCAACAAAACUUGGAAUGAAGAAGCCCGGGGAAGCAUUCUUUGCAAAUGUUCGGCUUUUUGAUGACCUUCCCACGGUUACGUCUUGUCCUGGCGUGAAAGAAAAGUUUUUGGCUGCGAUCGGUGUCCGGAAAACUGUUGAUCUCGAGACAAUUUUCAGUCGGUUACUUCCCCCUGCUGGAGAUCCCAAGCAACCCCAGCUUGCUACUGGCAACCGACACAUGGAGCUGAUCAAGUACCUUGCUUCCGUGAAGGAUGAUAUUCCAGCUAGUGAUAUGAAAAGGUUAAAAGCAUCUCGAAUUUGUCCUGCUGAAGCUGGCCCAAAGGGGCUUGAAUCUACCCGAGGAACUUCUAUUUUAUAUAGGAUUUCAGAUUUAUUCGAACCGAAAGACAGCUUGAGAGAAUUAGGACUUCCCAUUAUACAAUGGCUUGGACCACCUGGCAGCUACAAACCCGGCGGCACGGAGGGGCGAUUCUUGACACUCCUUGGAAUCCGAGCAUAUCCGUCUGCGGCCGAGCUCAUCGAAUUAAUGGCGUCUGGUGACAACCGCCUCAGGAAUAUAGCCAUGACCUACUUCAUUGCAAACCAUCAUAUCAAUGGCUACGCUAGUUUUGAAAUUGGCGCCGUUGCGAGACAGUUCUUGCCUUUGCAGGGCGAUGAGGAGCGCCUCGUCAGCCCUGCGGAAUGUUUCACAAACGAGAGAUGUGCAGUCUUGGGGUUCAGCAUCUUGAAGAGAGAAUUGCAUGUUCACGCACACAAAUUCGGAGUUGCAAUGGAUCCCCCACUCACAGAAUGUGUCAACAGACUCAUCUCCAAACCAGCUCAGAACAAGCGUGAUGCUUCCACUCUUUUUAGCUAUUUUUCAGGUCGCCUAGGCGAAAUGGGACAGAACAAUGUGGCAAAACUUGCCGACGCUCGUAUAGUACCGGUUAUCCACCAGUCGACUUUGAAUGAGUAUCCCAAUGAAAAGAGAGCCGAACAAGGAGACGUGCGGUAUCUUACCCCACGGCAUUGCUAUAUAGGGAGUCCAUCAACAUACGGCGAAAUUUUCGAUUUCGUCGAUUUCGGCACCGAGGCAAACGCAUUCCUCCUCAGAUGUGGCUCUAAACAUGAACCUACGAAGUUCGAACUUGCGGCCGUGGCCUGCAAGGAGCCAGCGCGUUUACUUGGUAUCAUGCAGAGUCCAGAGAAAUAUCUAAGUUUGUUGAAGACUUUGGCCGACGAUCUUCCUAUGUUAAAGCGAGAUAAGGCACUUUUUAAACAAAUGAAGCAAUCUAGGUUCCUCCUUGGAUACACUGAGAUACCCGCUACUAAGGAAAAUCGGAAAUCUUUGAAACCUGAGCAGAGCGGCCCCAUGGAUAGCGAGUUUGGUCCUGACGAAGACGACGCCGAAGAUUCCCCUAUCAAGCAGUGGACGCUGGGGACAGCAAAUGAUCUACUGAUUAUUGAUGAUUAUAUCAGCUAUCGACUCUUCAAGGGCUCGUUGCUGUGCGCGCCUAUGGAUGACAAGUUGGAAGAUUUCUAUGUCGCACUAGGUGCGUCGACAUUGGGAAGUAUAGUACAGGAAGAUCUCCGACUUGGACCGCCAAGCGAGAAGCAGGAGUCUGCCGUGAAGCUCCGGAGCCAUGUCCUUGAACGUUCUAAACUCUUCUUACACGAGUAUGACCGCAACAGCAUCAAGCACGAUAGCCGUUGGCUCGAUAAAAGCCUUAAUGUGCAAGUUGUUGGUUCCAUCUCGCUCAGGAGAUCACUUCGUGGCCAUAACCUCUCCCACACCGAGAAAAGAUCAGCCGCCUGCACGAAGGAUAAUCGCAGUGACUGGACUCUAUAUAUCAUUAGUGGAAAUAAUGAUGUUUACCAAAUCAGUCAAGCAAUCUGUAAGCUAUUGCUAGACCGCCCUAAUCAGCAAGCCUACUUGACCUUCGAAACCUUCUUAAAGCUCAAUCUAUACGAAUUACGGUCUCGUGGGUAUAACGUUGAGCGUAUCUUGCGGGCCAAAGCUGCUGAGCAAAGAAUUGCAGAAGAAGAGCGUAGGAAGCAGCUUGAAGCCGAGCAGCGACAAAUUCGAGAUCAGGAGGAACAAUGGAGACGCGAGAGUCGGUCUAUUCAUGAAGCUGCUGGGGAUGAUCGUCAUGAGUCAGAGGCCUCAAUGCCCGGAGCGUUCGGGUCGGAAUCUCCUGAGAAUUCCCCAGCACUUCCACCAAAGACCAAGCCUCGGGGAUUGUUCUCUGGCCUGAGCCGUCGCUUGGGUCUUGAUGGCAGUGGCAACGGAGAGGCCCAAAAGCAACUUCAAAAUUUCCUAGGUGGGGGUGCUCCACACGAGUCUCAAGUGGACAACCCCCCAUCCUAUGAUGAAGCCAACAAAGGACCUACCAAACCCGGUAGUAGCGAGAAGGUCUCAUCUCCAGCUGCGGUGCAACAGAAUCUCUUAAAUGCGAUUAAGUCAUCCCGGCCUCACGAUUCAUCGACACUUUUCUCCCCGCCCACAACCCAGGUCAUCAAGGAGGAGGCAUCUUAUUGCGACAGCACCCCAGCCCAAAAUAUUAUCUUCCUUGCAGAGACUUCCAACGGGAUGCGGAUUUUCGUCUCCAAAACACUCUCCAUCCCACAAUCCGAAUUUCUCGGCUCCAACAUAUCGUCUCUUAAUGGCUUUGCUACCGUGCUGCAUGAACUAGCAGACGUGUACAGUCUACCUCGCAAAGCCCUCCAUAUCUUCUUCGACGAAGCAGGAAGCACCAUUGCAUUCAACUCCAGUGGAAGUAUAUUCUGCAACUUCAGAUUCUUUGCACAACUGCAUUCCAAAAAGAUGCAGAGUCCUAAUCCUAGGGAGAUGGCUGAUGGCCGGCUUGAAGCUGCUUGCUAUUGGUGGGUUGUUAUAGCUCAUGAGUUAGCGCAUAAUCUGGUCAAAGAGCAUAGUGCUGAACAUAGCUUUUAUACUGAGAUGCUUGUCGCCAGCUACUUCCCGAAAAUGAUGGCCAAGUCGGCAGCCUUAAUUCAAGCUGCACCCGCACCGCGACAGGAGGCUAGUCUGCUAGAUUAG